AUGGAAAGUGAGACGGGUGCCAGCAGCAACAAGCGACAAAAGUCACGACAUCGUGCGUCGAUCGCCUGUGCAACGUGCCGCGAACGUCGAAUACGUUGCGAAGUGCCUCCAGGCGAGCGAGAAUGCAAGCAAUGCAAGCGGUCGGGAGCCCAAUGCGUCAUCAAAAACGACGACGAACGGAGACGACCGAUUUCAAGAGCGUACAUGACUACACUUACCGAGCGAGUCGCAUUGUUGGAAACCUUGUUGAAGGAGAACGGGAUCGAACCGCCUCCAGUGACAUAUCCACCGAAGACAACUCGUGGCAGCUUGUUUACCGAUGGAGACGAGUCUCCCGCUCGACCUGCUGUGCCACCCUUCGCCUCUGCGUCGACUGCAGCCAAGCAUGAGCCCACUUCUGCAGGAGGUACAAGUCCGGAAAACGAAAGCGUUGACGAAUUGGGAUCUUCCAACGCAGACGUUCAGCGAGAUCGACACGACCACGAUGGCGGAUCCAACCUUGACGAAAAGAAGACUGGACUUGUCAGCCGCCUACUGUCGACCAGAGGCCAUCUAUCCUUCGACCAGCUGUCGGGACGCUUACGAUGGUAUGGAGGCACUGCCAACUGUCACAUCUAUUCAGAAUUGGAUGUUCCCGCUACGGCGCCCUGCACCCAGCAUCCCGAGCAAGCCAAACGAGCUGAGAGAUGUAUACGGACGCUGUCAUCGGAGACGCAUGACUAUUUGAUGGAGCUCUUCUGGCAGCAUUACAACGGUGUUCUCCAUGUCGUUCACCAGGAGGCAUUCAACGAAGAUCGAGAGCAUGGAAGGACACAGUUCUACUCCGGGUUCCUGCAUGUCUGCAUCCUUGCUAUGGGCUAUCGACACGCUGAUAAGUCAAGACCGGAUAUACAACGACUCGCUCUACCUGAGCGAGAGAGCACACUCCACCGCGAGGCCAAGUACAUGCUGGACUUGGAAUUGGAAUGUCCGGGGGGUAUCCCAUCAGUCGCAGCGCUUCUCAUUCUCGGUGAUUCCGAAGUAGGCGUCGGCCGAGAUAACCCUGGAUGGAUGUACGCUGGAAUGGCGAUGAGACUCUGCUUCGAUAUCGGUCUCCAUCUGGACAGUAGUCGAGCCGGCUUGUCCCAACGCGAGAUCGACAUCAGGCGGAUGACUCUGUGGGCAUGCGUCGUUUACGAUCGAUACUGGUCGCUCUUCCUCGGACGACCGCUCACGAUGAAGAGUGUCGACUUGGAAAUCUACUCACUGGCGGACGAAUUCGAGCGGCUCGGAACGUGCAUGCCUGCGGGCAGGGAGAAGAGCUUGAACACACGCAUCUACGAGGCACUGAUCGACUUGAUGGAAAUUGGAGGCAAGAUCGCCGAGCUGGCAGACUUUCGGCGGAAUACACCAACAGUCAGCGCUCCUGAUCAAUCAGCCUACCUUCGCAUGGCCGAAAUCGACCGUGAUCUCAAAAACUGGACGUCCCGACUGCCACAAGAUCUGCGCUACAACGAAGAGAAUCGCAAGAAUGCGCCCUUCUCUUUCUAUCUGUUGCAUCAGCAGUACCAUGCAGUACUCAUCCUCCUCCACCGCCCUUUCGCACGAUACGAUGACACGGACUGCUCCACGUCUGCAGAGGUCACUGCACUGGACAAUCACUUCUCUCGCGCUAGUCGCGCAAUUUGCACGAAAUCUGCAAUCGCUAUGGCCCGACUUUUCUGGCAGCAUCGCCAAAAGUUCGAUGGCAAAGUCAUCUUCAGCAUCGGCAUGCAGCACGCCGGAGCAGCUGCGACGGCUCUGAUCGCGGCAUUGGCAUACAUGCCGGAUAUUGCAGAUCGCAACAACAACAUGCAGUAUCUGGAGGUAUUACACUCGGCCCUACAAGACAUGGCGCAUCCCUUCCAACCUGCUGAGAGGAUGGCUGCUGUCUUGAAUGCCGUCAUGAUUGAGCUUCGC
Molecule: messenger RNA, 1938 nt
Organism: Zymoseptoria tritici IPO323
Lineage: Eukaryota; Fungi; Ascomycota; Dothideomycetes; Mycosphaerellales; Mycosphaerellaceae
Exons: 3
Biological process (GO): regulation of DNA-templated transcription; DNA-templated transcription
Molecular function (GO): DNA binding; zinc ion binding; DNA-binding transcription factor activity, RNA polymerase II-specific
Source: RefSeq, a predicted model, not a curated record